Juglans regia (Persian walnut) is the source of this 1011-nucleotide messenger RNA. RefSeq lists its product as uncharacterized. The transcript has a single exon. The record is from RefSeq and is a predicted model, not a curated record. Lineage: Eukaryota; Viridiplantae; Streptophyta; Magnoliopsida; Fagales; Juglandaceae. The coding region runs from base 1 to 1011 and encodes 336 amino acids.
AUGGAGGACGAUUUAGCUAAACAGUGGGAGGGACUAAGUCUUACUGAGAAGGAAAAAGAGGAAGUGCUCUUGGAAAAAAACUCGUCUGAAGUGGUAGACCAGUAUGGCAAGUUUUGCCUGCUGGUUAUGAUCAUAGCUGAAAAACCAGUAAAUAGAGAAGCAUUCAAAUCCACAAUGGCCAAGAUAUGGAAAUGUGAGAGCUGGUUCAAGUUCUCAGAAGUAGGAAUGAACAAGUUCUUGAUCGAGUUCAAUAAAGAGGAAGAUUUGCAGAAAGUUAUCAAGGGUAGACCCUGGUCUUUCGACAGAUGGCUUCUAUGCUUGCAGGUUUUUGAAGGGAAUAUGUCCAUAAAUGAAGUCGUUUUCAAUAAAGAGGAAUUCUGGGUGCAUGCAUACAACAUACCACUAUCAAGUAUGACUUAUGAAGUUGGAACUCAGAUUGGAGGAUGUAUUGGUCGAGUCUUAACUGUCCAGGUGGAUGAAAGAGGGAUUGGUUGGGGGAAAUUCUUAAGAAUAAGGGUGGAAGUCAACAUAUCAGAAGCGCUGCAAAGGGGGGUGUUCUUAUCAUAUGCAGGUAAAAAGACUUGGAUUCCCUUCAAGUAUGAGAGGCUUCCCACCUUCUGUUUUAAAUGUGGGGUGAUUAAGCAUGCCAAAUCAGGCUGUUUGGUAAGCUCACUUGGAGACAGUAAGCUGCAAUAUGGUGCAUGGCUGCGAGCCCCAGCAUCUAAGGACAAUGAGUUCCCUCACAAAACCUAUGGCAAUGCAGAUACACAGGAAUAUGCAGAAGGUCAGUCAUGGAGGAAGGAGAGGGAGGUCAGGGACGAUGAUCAGAAAAUCAAGACCAAAGCAGCAGCUGAAAUCCCGGAAUCGUGCAAGAAGGAUGGUGACAACACAGGCAGCAAAAAGGCUACUGAAAAGCUGAUUUCUCCUAGGUUGACUACAGAACCAAUCCAGCAGGCUUUUAAGGUAAGCCCCUAUGUACUUAACUUGGAAAGUCGAGAGUUGAUUCCUUAA